AUGCUGCCUUCUUCCACCACCUCCCAAUCCCCUCUCCUACUAAUAUCCGCACUAUUAUUCCCACUCUUACUCCACACUCUACCCGCCACCACCGCCGCCUCCUCCUCCUACCCCGACUUCCAACUCUUCCACCUCCGCUCCCAAACCACCCUCCACCACCGUCAUGCUCCUCCGACCAACACCACCACCACCACCAGCCGCAGGCUGGUGCUCGACCUCCUCCACCGCGACCAGCUAACCGCAUCCAACUCCACCACUACCACCAACAAUAAUCAAACACACCAUCACGAGCUCUUCCACGCCCGCAUUCGUCGCGACGCCUACCGCGUCGCGUCCCUCCUCCGCCGCCUCCACCCCGAGAACGACAACAACAACCUCCGUCCCCUCGAGUUCGGGACGGAGGUUGUCUCGGGGAUGGAGCAAGGGAGCGGGGAGUAUUUUGUCCGCAUCGGCGUGGGGUCCCCACCCACGAGUCAAUACAUGGUCGUUGACUCGGGCAGCGACAUCGUGUGGGUCCAGUGCAAGCCCUGCUCCCAAUGCUACCCGCAGUCCGACCCGCUCUUCGACCCGACAAUCUCCGCCUCCUUUUCCGGCGUCUCCUGCUCCUCCGCCGCCUGCGACCGCCUCGCCGCCGAGACCUCCUCCACCGACUCCGACCGCUGCCGCUACGAGGUCUCGUACGGCGACGGGUCGUACACCAAGGGAACCUUGGCGCUCGAGACGCUGACCUUCCACGACUCCGCCGUCGUCCACGACGUCGCCAUCGGGUGCGGCCACAGCAACAAAGGAAUGUUCGUCGGCGCCGCCGGUUUGCUCGGGUUGGGCGGCGGCUCGAUGUCGUUCGUCGGCCAGCUGGGAGGCCAGGCCGGGGGCGCCUUCAGCUACUGCCUCGUCAGCCGGCGUUCCGGAUCCGGGUCCGGAUCCGGGAAGCUCGAGUUCGGGCGGGGAGCGAUGCCGGUGGGAGCCACGUGGAUCCCGCUGGUCCGGAACCCGCGGGCCCCGAGCUUCUACUACGUGGGCCUGUCGGGUCUCGGAGUGGGCGGGGUUCGGGUGCCCGUGCCCGAGGACCUGUUCCGCCUCACCGAGCUGGGUGACGGCGGGGUGGUGAUGGACACGGGCACGGCCGUCACCAGGCUGCCCGGGCCCGCCUACGCGGCGCUGCGCGACGCCUUCGUCGCGCAGGCCGGGGACCUGCCCAGGACGGGUUCGGGGGUGUCGAUAUUCGACACGUGUUACAAUCUGAACGGGUUUGUUUCCGUGAGGGUGCCGACGGUGUCGUUUUACUUCUCCGAGGGUCCGGUGCUGACUCUUCCGGCCAAUAACUUUUUGAUCCCGGUGGACGACGGCGGGACUUUCUGCCUGGCGUUCGCGGCGUCGGCUUCCCGGCUUUCCAUAAUUGGUAACGUGCAGCAGCAAGGGAUACAGAUCUCGUUCGACGGCGCGAACGGCUUCGCCGGCUUUGGUCCCAACGUUUGCUAA
This is a messenger RNA of Linum tenue, 1479 nucleotides long. Lineage: Eukaryota; Viridiplantae; Streptophyta; Magnoliopsida; Malpighiales; Linaceae. The record is from the annotation of a GenBank genome assembly.